AUGCCCCUUAUGAUCUGGACUGAUGACAUGACCACGUUCAAUGUUUAUGUGAAAACUUCUGACUAUCGACUGUGUGGGAUCGGUUGGUCACUUGGGAGAAAGAAGAUGAUUAGGUCAACGUGGGGUGAAAGAGACUGUGGUAUUGCCAUAAAGGAAAAAGGCGAUGUGUGGCUAGUACGGGUGGAAUUUGACCCACUGAAAGGACAAUUACCACAGACAUACUUUGUGGGAUGGACCAAGCAUUUCGUUGCUGGAAUUGAGGAACGUGAAGUUAAAUUGAACCCUCCGGGCUACAAAGACGAGACUGUUAUAAAGAUGGAGGAAAAAGACCACAUGACUGUGGACCAAGGCAUGCGGGUGGACUUACCCGCCAGCCCAGACAAAACAGGACAGAGUGACGGAACUCUACACACAGAACGUGGGACUGAACUUGCUUCUAGAGAGUCACCGAUCCAGGAGAUACUGUUGAGGCCCUCAGAACUGGAAGAGGGGACACUAUCCAGAGGGUCACCGAUCCAGGAGAGACUGUUGAAGCCCUCGGAACUAGAGGACCGGACUGCGAUAAAGGUGUCGCCCAUCCAAAAGAGACUGAUGGACUCACCAGAACUGACUGACAAAACUGAUGCUGGAGCCCAAAUACAGCAGAAAAACCCUACCAACCUUGACAUAGCUGGCCUAGCGGACAAUCCUAUUCAGAAUGAUCAGGCAGACACUGACCUGACUGGACAGAGUAGGGCUGACCUGAUAGUCCCGGAUGGCCAAAACCGAAAUCCUGACGUACUGGUGACUGACGUACGGAGAGACAACUCAAUGGAGAAGCAUGACGGUAACUGGUCCGGAAGAUGCGCCAGAGUGCAGGUGGUGCAGGAGCUCAUUGUUUUCCCACAGGGCGAGGAAACAAGUGAUAGUAAGAGGGUGAAGAGGGCGUUCCGACCAGACCCUGGAGUAGGAGGAGCUUUCACACAGGCAAUGGGGAAAAUCAAGGCUCUAAGGUUGGAGAUGAAGAAGAAUGCUGGAAGGGAUGCAGAGUUGGACUGGCUGGGCUGGCUACAGCAGACUUUAGGAUCAUGGAAACUGGGAGCAGUAGUGGUGCGAGGGGUAACAAGACAGAUGUUAGUGCUGAAUGCGGAGAGCAAGAGUAGCCGACCAGAGCAGUUCCCCAUCAAGGACUGGUUAGCGGAGGACGACUCGUUGGACGAUGAAAAGAACAUGGACUGUGACAGUAUACCUACUUUUUGA
Molecule: messenger RNA, 1239 nt
Organism: Knipowitschia caucasica
Lineage: Eukaryota; Metazoa; Chordata; Actinopteri; Gobiiformes; Gobiidae
Source: the annotation of a GenBank genome assembly